CGAUGAGAUGGAAUUUUUCUAGGGCUCGCAAUUGACUAACUUCAUCACCGCCGCCGUGGUAGUAGAAUCGCCGUCAGAGUCCGAAGCCUCUGGGAUUUGGUAGGCGAGAAGGGUACGUGAGAUAGAAUUUCCUUGUCGCAGAAUUUGAUCGGCUUGGUUGCUGUUUUCGUGUGCGUGGGUGAGAGAGAGAGAGAGAUUAGGGUUCUUGCGGGUUGGCCGCGAUGGACGAGAAUUUGCUGGAUGAUAUAAUACGGAGGUUGGUGGAGGCGAAGAACGGGAGGACGGUGAAGCAGGUGCAGCUGACGGAGGCGGAGAUACGGCAGCUUUGUUUGACCUCGAAGGAGGUCUUCCUCAGUCAGCCUAAUCUCCUCGAGCUGGAGGCUCCUUUCAAAAUUUGCGGAGAUGUUCAUGGUCAGUUUCCAGACCUCUUACGGCUGUUCGAGUAUGGUGGCUACCCCCCGGCUUCAAAUUAUUUGUUCCUUGGGGAUUAUGUGGAUCGCGGUAAGCAGAGCAUAGAGACAAUAUGCCUUCUUCUCGCCUACAAGAUCAAAUACAAGGAGAAUUUUUUUCUUCUUAGGGGCAAUCAUGAAUGUGCUUCAAUCAACCGCAUAUACGGGUUCUAUGAUGAAUGCAAAAGAAGAUUCAAUGUCCGGCUAUGGAAGACUUUCACCGACUGCUUUAAUUGUCUGCCUGUUGCCGCUCUCAUUGACGACAAGAUCCUCUGUAUGCACGGUGGAUUAUCACCUGAUUUGAAAAACUUAGACGAGAUCAGGAAGAUUCCUCGUCCUAUUGAUGUUCCUGAUGAGGGGCUCCUAUGUGAUCUGUUGUGGGCCGAUCCAGACAGAGAAAUCGAGGGCUGGGGAGAGAAUGACAGAGGUGUCUCGUAUACAUUUGGGGCAGACAAGGUUGCAGAGUUCCUUCAAACUCAUGACCUUGAUCUCAUUUGCCGAGCUCAUCAGGUUGUAGAAGAUGGGUACGAGUUCUUUGCACAGAGACAGCUGGUGACUAUAUUCUCGGCGCCCAAUUACUGCGGGGAGUUUGACAAUGCUGGUGGAAUGAUGAGUGUGGAUGAUACCUUGACAUGUUCAUUUCAAAUCCUCAAGUCUGAGAAGAAAGGAAGAUUCGGGUUUAACACCACCGUGCCAAGGCCAGGAACUCCGCCUCAUAAGGGAGGAAAAGGAGGCUAAAUCAGAUAGGUUAUAAAACCGGUAAAUGCGUUUGAGACUCCAUUUUUUUGGUUGUGAUCGUGGUAGUCUCUUCUUCUACUACUUGGAAUGUGUAAAAAUAGAAGGCAACAACAUAAGGGAUUUGUCUUUAAAGAUAUAACUCAUGCCUUGUCUCUUUGGCCCAAUGCUUUUUUGUCUAUGUAGCUUUUGUCUUACAAUGCAGUGAAAUCAAAUGCCCUCUUCUUCAA
Messenger RNA from Tarenaya hassleriana, 1414 nucleotides. RefSeq names its product serine/threonine-protein phosphatase PP1 isozyme 6. Lineage: Eukaryota; Viridiplantae; Streptophyta; Magnoliopsida; Brassicales; Cleomaceae. Bases 222 to 1187 code for a protein of 321 amino acids. The transcript has 4 exons. The record is from RefSeq and is a predicted model, not a curated record. Gene Ontology annotation, cellular component: nucleus; cytoplasm. Gene Ontology annotation, molecular function: protein serine/threonine phosphatase activity.